UCAUGUUCAGGAACACGAGUGCCCUUAUUUCUCACUCAAAUCAGAGCAGCGAAGACUCUUUGUGACCCUCUCCAAACGGCGGCUUACACCGUCAAUUUCCGGCGAGAAAUGUCCGGUGGCCGUACGAUCAGAGCACUGAACGUGGCGGAGAAGCCGUCUGUGGCUAAGGCGGUAGCGGGAAUAUUAUCGAGGAACCAAGGGCUGAGAGUGAGAGAAGGGAGGUCGAGGUAUAACAAGAUCUUCGAGUUCAAUUACACAAUCCGUGGACAGCCAUGUCAAAUGCUCUUCACAUCCGUCAUCGGCCAUCUCAUGGAGCUCGAGUUCGAAGACCGGUAUCGGAAGUGGCACUCCUGCGACCCCGGCGAUCUCUACCAAGCUCCUGUUCGCAAAUAUGUCCCUGAGGACAAGUUGGAUAUUAAAAGGACAUUGGAGGAGGAAGCUAGGAAGUGCCAGUGGCUUAUUUUGUGGCUGGAUUGUGAUCGAGAAGGAGAAAACAUCGCAUUUGAAGUGGUGCAAGUUUGCACAGAAGCAAAUCGUCAUUUAAAUAUAUGGAGGGCUCGUUUUUCUGCAUUAAUUGACAGGGAAAUCCGUCAAUCAGUGGAGAAUCUUGUUCAACCUAAUAAAUUGUUUGCUGAUGCAGUAGAUGUUAGGCAGGAAAUAGAUCUUCGGAUUGGCGCUUCUUUCACUAGAUUUCAGACUAUGCUGUUGAAAGAUGCAUUUGUUCUUGAUUUUGCUACAGAUGACAGAAAUCUUGUUCUGAGUUAUGGUCCUUGUCAGUUCCCUACGCUGGGCUUUGUUGUGGAACGAUUCUGGGAGAUACAAUCCCACGAGCCUGAAGAGUUCUGGACAAUCAAUUGCACUCACAACUCGGACGAGGGCAUUGCUACCUUCAAGUGGAUGCGUGGGCAUAUGUUUGAUUACACUUGUGCAGUAAUAAUCUACGAGAUGUGUAUUCAGGAACCCACUGCUACUGUCACUAUAGUUAGACAGCAGGAGAAGCUGAAGUUUUCUCCUCAUCCUUUAAGUACCAUUGAGCUUGAGAAACGUGCGUCACGAUACUUUCGAAUGAGUUCUGAGCACACCAUGAAGGUGGCAGAAGAUCUUUACCAAGCUGGUUUCAUCAGUUAUCCUCGUACUGAGACUGACGGUUUUUCUGAGAGGACUGAUUUGCAUAUAAUUGUGCAAGAACAACAAGGACAUCCUAUAUGGGGCUCAUAUGCACAGCGGUUAUUGGACCCUGCAGCAGGAUUGUGGAGAAACCCUAGUGGCGGUGGACAUGAUGACAAAGCCCAUCCUCCCAUUCACCCAACAAAAUUUUCAGCCGGAGAAUCGGGAUGGAGUCAAGACCACCAUAAACUGUAUGAGCUUGUUGUUCGCCAUUACUUGGCAUGUGUUUCCCAACCAGCUGUAGGAGCUGAAACUACAGUUGAAAUUGAUAUUGCUGGUGAAAUGUUUUCUGCAUCUGGAAGAGUGAUAAUUGCUAGAAACUACUUGGAUGUUUACCGGUUUGAAUCAUGGGGAGGUACAAUGAUCCCGACGUAUACAUUUGGGCAACAGUUUAUCCCAACAACACUGACUCUUGAUUCAGGAGUUACUAGACCUCCACCCCUUUUAAGCGAAGCUGAUUUGCUAAGUUGUAUGGAUAAGGCAGGCAUUGGCACAGACGCAACGAUGCACGAUCACAUAAAGAAGCUCCUUGAUCGGUUUUAUGCCACUAAAGACUCAAAUACUCGUUUCUCACCAACCAAUCUUGGUGAGGCAUUAGUUAUGGGAUAUGACGACAUGGGGUAUGAACUCUGGAAACCAUAUCUCCGAGCCUUGAUGGAGAGUGACAUGAAAUCUGUUAGUACAGGUGCAAAGCGAAAAGCUGAUGUUUUGGCAACUUGCUUGCAGCAGAUGAAAGCUUGUUUCUUAGAUGCAAGAUUGAAUAAAGUAAAACUCUUUGAAGCCAUGGCCAUUUUCUUUGAGAGAUCUAACAGAUCUGGUGGAGAUGAUCAGCAUGCAGUUGGAGAUGUUAUUCGGCGUUGUGGCCUGUGCCAGGAAUCAGAUAUGGUGCUUAGGCGAAAACCGGAUGGAAAUUUUAUGGUUGGUUGCUUAGGAUAUCCUCAAUGUAGGAAUGUUGUCUGGCUUCCGGGAUCCCUAUCAGAAGCAUCUGUUACCACUAAUGUUUGCAACACAUGCACUCCAGGUCCUGUUUUCAAGAUUCAAUUUAAGUUCCGAAGGUUGGAGAUACCACCAAACUACAGUGCUGACUACUUGGGUUGCAUUGGUGGCUGUGAUGAGAUUCUGAAACAGUUGGUAGAAAUUUGUGGAACUGGCUCCCGCAAUCUAUCCAGCACACCUGCAAGAGGACGGGGACGCACCACAUCAUCCAGCAGCGCCCAACGAAGUAAUUCUAGACAGAGUGCUUGUACCCAUUGCAAUCAACUAGGUCAUUCUUCAAAUGAUUGCCCUUCACAGGCUUCUCACUUUCGCAGCGUUCGAUCUCAGGAAAUGAACCCACAAACUGGAGAAUCUUCAAUUCCUUGUAAUACAUGUGGUGCACCAUGUGUUUUACGCACUGCGAAUACCGCAAAUAACAGGGGAAGAAAGUUCUACUCAUGUCAAUCUCAGGAAUGCGGCUUCUUUGUAUGGGAGGAUAAUAUGAAUAGUAGAGGGGGAAGAGGUGCCCCACGAGCAAAUAUCAGUAGCUCGGCAUCUAAUCCCCUCAGGACGGGCACCCAUGGCAGGCGUGGUCGGGGCAGAGCGCAUGGCACUGGCACGACAUUUGUGUCAGCAACAGGUGAUCCUGUAUCAGAUAGAAGGUGUUACGUUUGUGGUGAUGCAUCGCAUUUUGCCAAUGUUUGCCCAAAUCGUGGUAUGUGACUAAUGCCCUUCACCUUAAGAGUACAUGUUGCAAGUCUGUGUAUUCAAUUGGAGAUGAUUGGAGGCAGAAAAGAAACAUAUCCGGUACCUUUUUGGUUCUUGUAUGUUGCAGAAUUCUGAGGAAUUUUGAAUUAUGUUAUAUUAAUGUAUUUUUGAUCUGUU
Cornus florida is the source of this 3027-nucleotide messenger RNA. Its product is annotated as DNA topoisomerase 3-alpha. Bases 109 to 2865 code for a protein of 918 amino acids. NCBI's taxonomy places the organism in Eukaryota, Viridiplantae, Streptophyta, Magnoliopsida, Cornales, Cornaceae. The record is from RefSeq and is a predicted model, not a curated record. The transcript has 24 exons. Gene Ontology annotation, cellular component: nucleus; chromosome. Gene Ontology annotation, biological process: DNA topological change. Gene Ontology annotation, molecular function: DNA topoisomerase type I (single strand cut, ATP-independent) activity; zinc ion binding; DNA binding.